Messenger RNA from Anneissia japonica, 3902 nucleotides. Its product is annotated as coiled-coil alpha-helical rod protein 1-like. Gene Ontology annotation, cellular component: centriole. The transcript has 19 exons. The coding region runs from base 66 to 2510 and encodes 814 amino acids. The record is from RefSeq and is a predicted model, not a curated record. Gene Ontology annotation, biological process: cell differentiation; protein export from nucleus. NCBI's taxonomy places the organism in Eukaryota, Metazoa, Echinodermata, Crinoidea, Comatulida, Comatulidae.
AUCCAACCAACCAUGAUCCAACUCCUUUUGGUUUUGUCGAGGCCUAGCCUAGGCGCGCCAACACUAUGGCGGUAAAUUUGAAGCCCCCGUCUUAUUUCUCCAGGCCUGUAACAACACAGCAAGGGCAAUAUGAGGGUAUACAAGGAUCAGAGCUCAUUCCUCCGUCGUCAUUUCAAAAGCGGAAACAACAAAAAAUUGAUGAGCGAAAUCAUCAUCACCACCACACAUCAACACAAACUAAAGAAGAUGCAAGUAUACAUCCACCUAACAUACAUGCUGAAGAAACCAAAGGUUCUCAUGCUGCUGUCACGGUCCUUCCAGUCUCACCAACCAAAUUCACACAGUUCUCUCCUAGUCACUUAAAAGAGUUUUCCGAAGCAACCAAAGCACUCAUUGAACUCAACAAAGAAAAUGUCAAACUACUCAAACGGUCAAAGGUAGAGGAAGAUGAGGGAACUCACAAACAUGAUUUACAGGGAGAAAGAUUCAGAAUGCCUUCAGAACCUAAAACAAUAGCUGUUUACCAGGAGCCAAGACAUGUUGAUUUUCAUCACAGUCAUAUGUUGCCUAUCGAACACUCAUCGCAACUGAUUACAAAACAGGCCGCAGAAAUUGGACAACUGAAAGCAGAGAUCCAGAACCUUGAAGCACAUUACAAACGACAGAGACAGGAGUUUAAGGACCAGGUUGAGCGCCUUAAAAUAGAUAAUGCAAGAGUAAUUGAGGAACUUGAAGGCAAAUUGAAAAGGACUAUAGACAGGCAUGCUAUAGAGGUUGAACACACAAAAGCACUUAGUCGACAGAAACAGAACCAAUUUCAAGAAACAAUACAAAUCCAGUCCAUGGAAAUAGACAGGUGCAAGGCUACUUUAAAAGAAGUCUGUGAUGAGAAAUUACAGCAAGGUAAAACAAUGGAGUCGGCUGAGAAUCAAUAUAAAAAUCUGCUCAGAGAUUGUGAAGAAGAAAAAAGUGAACUGGAGGAGCAAGUGAGGAGAUUGCAAGCUUAUAUGAGUGACUCACUGGAGUCUUCCAAGUCACAAGCUACUUGGCAAGUAGAGAAGCAACGUCUCAAUCAACAAAUCAAGGACCUUGAGAAGGAAUGUUCAAGUUUAAAGACCAGCUUGGAAUUGACCAACUUAAGGUUGACAUCCGCCAUUGAAAUUCAAUCACUACAGGAACUUCAACUAUCCAAAGAGAUGCCUGAUGAUGUUACCAAAACAGUGAACCUUUUAACAAAAUGGCGGGAAAGUGUUUUCAAGCUAAUGGUGCAGAGAAAGUCACAAGACUUAACCAUCAAGAUGAGUGAUGCACAUCACAAGCAACAGGUUUAUGACUUCCAAGUAAUGGUUCAAAGUUUAAAUAAUGAGAUAGAAAUCCUAAACCACAAGAUGAGUGAUGUCCAGGCACAAUUACAGAUACAACUCAACAGAAAUAAGGAUCUUGAGGAAGAGGUGGUCUCGGUGCAGAAGGUAGCUGCCAUACUUGAUCAGAGGCUUGAGGAAUCGGUACAAGCCUGCUUACAAAUCAAGGACACUGUUAGCAAGCAUAUAUCAGUUGCAAGUAAUGUUGAGGAAUCAGUACUUACUGCGCAUAAGAAGCUAUUUUGCUAUGAAAACAGAAUUAGCUUUGCUGUAAGCAGAAUUGAAAUAUUGAAAGGUCUUUUCAAAAGAAAGGAUGCCAUAUGGAAGCAGAAGCUAAGUGGGACAGCCUCUUCUGGUGUUAGGGAAGAUGUUAUCGACCAUUCAAUAACAAAUUGUGAUCUUGGUUUAAAGGAAGAGCUAAGGCAGACAAUUGAGGAAAGAGACCUGUUGGCAGCACAUUUGAAGGAAGAUGCUCAACUGGCCGUCCAACAGAUGCAUGCCACAACCAUUGCAAAUAAAAACAGCAUUCAAGAAAAAGAAGGCAUAAUAGAAGAGUUAAAAGAUUUACUUGCAGCAAAAUCAAAGGAUAUGGCGAUUUCUAAUGAGAAAAUGUUGGAGCUGGAAUGUCAUUUGAAAGAAACCCAAAAACACAAUGCAGAGCUAGAGCAAGAUUUAAUUCAAGAAAGACGAAUAUCUAUGAAAGUGUCAGAGGAGAAGGAUGCAGAGUACCGCCGUCAGUUGUCUGACAUGGAGAUUCAUGUGAACACUGCAAGGAGAGAACACACUAAAGCAGUUAUGUGCAUGAGGCAAUGUGAAAGGCAAGCUGUACGAGAGAAAAAGCAUUUACAAGAUCAAGUAAAAUCACAAGAAACUUUUUAUGAGAGUGAAGUUGAAAAACUGCGAAGAGAAGUUAAAAACUUGCAGAAAGACAACAGUAUUCUCAAGGCUACUUUGAGACAAGAGGGUCUUAUUGGCAGGGGCGCAAGUGGCAGAACUACUGAUAUACACAUAGGUGAAGGUGAUGCUUAUUCCAAAACACCGGACGAGCAACCACAGUUGGAUGUAGAACAUUCAGUAACUGAUUCAUCUCUCGGUCUUCUUGUUGAUGAUGUUAAGAACCUGACAUCACGCAUGCUCACAUCUGAUUGAAGCGAAAUACAUGCUUUUAGCAACAUCAACCAACAGAGAUAACACAACCAACAGAGCUGACAGAGUAAUAACAACCACAUAUCUGCAAGAGCUGGGAUAUUAAUAAGACUAUAAAUCUUUUAAUUAAACCAAAGAGAGACUGAUAUCUCCCAUACCACUUUAAACCCUAUAGGGUUAAACUUAAUUUGUAUAUUGUACACAGUACCAACAGCUUAAAUGUCUCAUCCAAAAACAUUGCCCUAUUGAAAUCUGUAUUUCAGCCAUGUGGUCGGAUGUGAUGUGGCAAUAUUAAUUUGGUAUACCAUAAAACCUUGAAAAGAAGCCCAUUUCGAAAAGAAGCCCAUGGGCUUCUAAUCAAGAUAGUAUGGGCUUCUUUUCGAGACAGUGUUGUACAUAGCCUUCUUAUUUGUAAUAUAUCUAAACCUUUUAUUAUAUAAUUUGUGUAUAUAAUUAGUUGUCUGCAGAAGUAAUCUCAAAGAAGCCCAUCCAAGGGUUGUAUGUAUAGAAGCACAUGGACUUUUUUCAAGGUUUUAUGGUAAAUAGCGAUUUUGAUUGAAUAAAUGUACAAAUGGUUUUGAAUUGUUCUUGAGAAAGGUUUUUGAUUGGACAUUUAUUAAAGGAAGGCAGUUAUUUUUGGUGUAAAAUAGAUACGUAUAUACUCAAAUUCAUCAUGAUAAAGACUUACUGUUAUUGAUUCCAACUCGGUUAGAAAAAAAUAUAAUUCUACUGCAUUAAUCGAAUGUGUUGAAAAUGAUGUUGCUUCCAUUACAUUUGUUUAGGGUCAUUUCAGGGCGUUUAUUUGAGGGAGGUGUUUCAAUUGCGGCUCUAGAGGGGGCGUUUAUUCGAAUAAAUACUGUAUCUUAUAAAUAAUUGAUGUGAUUGACUUUUCUGCCAGUUCCCUACAAUCAAAAAAGUUACUGCUCGACCAUGGUAAACUGGUGUGUGCAAGAAAAUAUAGCACUGAGUUUAGCUUUUAAUAUCUGGAUCAAAAGACUACUAUAAAUGUUUUGAGUUGCGUGGAGAAUGGAAUAGAAGUUACAUGUUAAAAACUGACAGUUGUCUGAAUAUAGCUAAUGACAAGGCCAGUACUGUAUGUCAAAACCCUGUUCCCCAGAUAGUUGAAAUGCAGUUUGCCGAGUCCACUGAAACAUUAACAGCAGCAUAAAAUUCACGAAGGAGCACUCUCUUACGGUUACUUCAUCUGCAGUAGUCGCACUAGUGAAAAGUCAGGGCCGGCCAGAAUUAUGACAUUGAGAGUUUAGAAGUCAUCCCAAUGCGAAGUGAUCACUGUGUAUUCGUAUAAUAAAUAGUGGCUUAUUGUAUUUUAAUGAUUCUAAUUCUGUUAAAUCAAACUUCCAGUUCAAGUUUAUUAAAAAUUAUGUUUGCAGUGAG